Molecule: messenger RNA, 2593 nt
Organism: Sinocyclocheilus grahami
Lineage: Eukaryota; Metazoa; Chordata; Actinopteri; Cypriniformes; Cyprinidae
Product: peroxisome proliferator-activated receptor alpha-like
Exons: 8
Coding region: 581-1984 (467 amino acids)
Biological process (GO): positive regulation of transcription by RNA polymerase II; cell differentiation; fatty acid metabolic process
Cellular component (GO): nucleus
Molecular function (GO): DNA-binding transcription repressor activity, RNA polymerase II-specific; nuclear receptor activity; zinc ion binding
Source: RefSeq, a predicted model, not a curated record
ACUUCUGGCCAGGCGCGUGCGCCCAUUGAAACCGUCUAUAUAAAGCUUGAAGCAUCAGAAUCGGUAUCGGCCGAUCACCAUGACAAGAAAUCGGUACUCAGUAUCGGCGGCAAAAAUCCUGAUUGGAGCAUCCCUACUAAGAAUGACUUGUGGCUUUCAGAUCUUCACGCUCCCACGUGACGGUAUUCUUAAUGUGACCGUGAGAAGUGUGCCAUCCAGAUGUCACUGGGUUUUGUUGAUAGCCUCGCCCCUCAUCCACCCCCAACCCAUGCUGGAGGUCACGGCGUGUGUUGAAUUGCAACUUGAAACAAGACACGAACGGCAGGCGCUCGAAGCAUUCGCCACUGAGCCCUUCUGGACGAUUAGUACUUUCCGUGCAUAAAGACACACACACAUUAAAUCAGAUCACGUGUAUAAACUCGAGAGGGAGGUGUGGUUUUGUUGUGGUUUUGCACAUGCACAUGUUUUUUGCUGAUAUUCAGCUAGUGCUCUUUGAUUGAACAUGCGUUGAUGACUUCCAGGACACUUCAUUCACACAGACUGCUGAUGUGUGAUUGGUGCUCUGCCGCUGUCCGCCAGCAUGGUAGACAUGGAGAAGCACUACAGCCCCCCGUCUCCGCUGGACCACUCCGUGCUGGACAGUCCUCUGUGCCGGGACUUCAUCGGGGGAAUGGAAGAGCUUCAGGACAUCUCUCAGUCCAUGGAGGAGGACGCUCUCAGCAGCUUGGAGGUGACCGAGAACCAGUCGUCGGGUCUGGGCUCCGGAUCGGAGAGCUCCACUGCGUUAGAUGCACUGACUCCCGCGUCCAGCCCGUCGUCAGGUGUGUACGGUGGCCCGGCGGGACAGGACGAGUUCACCUGCACCUCUCUGACCCUGGGGUGCCGCGUGUGUUCGGACCGCGCGUCAGGAUACCACUACGGAGUUCACGCGUGUGAGGGCUGCAAGGGUUUCUUCCGCCGGACCAUUCGCCUCAAACUGGAGUACGAUAAAUGUGAACGCCGCUGUAAGAUCCAAAAGAAGAACCGAAACAAGUGCCAAUACUGUCGCUUUCAGAAGUGCCUGUCAGUGGGCAUGUCCCACAAUGCCAUCCGCUUUGGGCGAAUGCCACAGUCGGAGAAGCUGAGGUUGAAGGCGGAAAUCCUAACGGGAGAACGAGAGAUCGAGGACCCACAGCUGGCCGAUCAGAAAACCCUGGCCAAGCAGAUCUACGAGGCCUACCUGAAGAACUUCAACAUGAACAAAUCUAAAGCACGGACCAUCCUAACAGGCAAGACGAGCACACCGCCUUUUGUCAUCCACGACAUGGAGACGCUGCAGUUGGCCGAACAGACUCUUGUGGCCAAGAUGGUAGGCUCUUCUGGGGCUCUGCUGAAUAAAGACGCUGAGGUUCGAAUCUUCCACUGCUGUCAGUGCACUUCGGUCGAGACAGUGACCGAGCUGACUGAAUUCGCCAAAUCCGUGCCAGGCUUCUCAGACCUGGACUUAAAUGACCAGGUGACAUUAUUAAAGUACGGCGUCCAUGAGGCGCUCUUCGCCGUGCUGGCGUCGUGCAUGAAUAAAGACGGCCUGCUGGUCGCGUACGGCAGCGGCUUCAUCACCAGAGAGUUUCUGAAGAGCUUGCGACGGCCGUUCAGCGAAAUGAUGGAGCCCAAGUUUCAGUUUGCCAUGAAGUUCAACUCCCUCGAACUGGACGAUAGUGACCUCGCACUGUUUAUCGCUGCCAUCAUCUGCUGUGGAGAUCGGCCAGGCCUGGUGAACGUCCCGCACAUCGAGCGAAUGCAGGAGAGCAUCAUAAACGUGCUUCAUCUGCACCUCAAGAGCAACCAUCCAGACAACGGUUUCCUCUUCCCUAAAGUCCUCCAGAAACUAGUGGACCUGCGGCAGCUGGUGACGGAGCACGCUCAGUUAGUGCAGGAAAUCAAGAAGACAGAAGACACUUCGCUGCAUCCCUUACUGCAGGAGAUUUACAGAGACAUGUACUGAGUCGGCUUUGGCUCAUUCGUCUGCUUGAUUUCUAGAAAAAGCCGUUUCUCUCAGGGGCCCUCAAAACAAGUCCCCUCCACAGCUACACUGUGAUCUUUAAUAAGGGGCGUCAUGUGAACCACUAUUUCCGUGAUUUCUGGAUGAAAACGGCAAGAGCAUCAGGGUUCUUCAGUACCGCUGAGUUAAACAAUGGUUCCUGUCGUAAGUGGUUUAAAGAGAAAAACAAGACAAUGCCAAUUAAAAUGCAUCCUGUGGGUUUAGGAUCUUUUUUGGGGGGGAUAUUUUAUAAACUCUUACUGGUCUCUUGGACCUGAAACUGUGAAUAGAAACCCUACAAUCCAACGUAAUCAUACAGCAAUAUGAUUUUUUUAUAUUGACACGGUAACUUUUGAUAGUGUGCGCUUUAAACCUGCAGUUUUCACCCAAGUGACUUCCACAUAGACCUGCCGUAACCAGUGAAACUGACCGUUUUGUAACGCUACAGGGAUUUUUGCUUCAUGGUUAACAUUGUCGUGAACACAGAAUAAAUUUUUUUGAUCAUGCUAACCUGGGAAAUCAAAAAUAUGACAGCCAAUUCGCAAAUCUUUUUCAAUCAAAUCGAAAUUAUUU